This is a messenger RNA of Schistocerca piceifrons (Central American locust), 2518 nucleotides long. RefSeq names its product UDP-glucosyltransferase 2-like. The transcript is spliced from 7 exons. Gene Ontology annotation, molecular function: UDP-glycosyltransferase activity. NCBI's taxonomy places the organism in Eukaryota, Metazoa, Arthropoda, Insecta, Orthoptera, Acrididae. The coding region runs from base 1 to 1542 and encodes 513 amino acids. The record is from RefSeq and is a predicted model, not a curated record.
AUGGCCGGAAGCUUCUUCCGAAUAGUUACUCUGUUGUUGGUGUUGGCACUAGAAACCUUUGCCUCGAAGAUACUGGUGGUGGUCCCAACGCCAUCUCACAGUCAUCAGACGCAGUUCCGCAUAUUAACGAAUGCUUUACUUGCAAAGGGCCACGAGGUCACUUUAUUUACUGCAAUACCUCUCAAGACUUCCCAGGAAAACCUAACAGAGGUUGACAUAUCUCAAACCACCAAACUGAAAAACGACUUUGUUGGUUUGGCUGACAAGUCACCUGAGGAAACUCUUCCAGAUCUCCGAGAUGUGGGAUAUGCGAGGGCUCACUUUCAACUCAAUGAGCCAGCUGUACGGGAUUUCAUCAGGAGAAACCACACGUUCGACCUGGUGAUCUUCGAGCGGAUGCCUUACCAAGCCUACUACGGACUGUUCCACAGGGUCGGAUCACCUCCUCUGGUCGGCUUUGUCACAUUCUCUGCUCUUGCACCCACGUACUAUACCUUGGGAAAUGCCAUGAACCCGGCUUACCUGCCCGAGGUCUGGGUUGGCCUCUCUGAUCACAUGACCUUCUGGGAGCGCUUGUACAACACCUACUUCUACCUGAGGUUAUACCACACGUGGUUCUACCAAGUGCUCCCGCAACAGGAGACUCUCAUGAGAGAAAUCUUCGGAACUGGACCACCUUCGAUUUACGAAACUGAGCGCAACUACAGUUUGCUCAUAGUCGGCAACCAUUUCUCCCUGGAGUACCCUCGACCGCAGCUGCCGAACGUUAUAGAGAUUACUGGCAUCCACGUAUCGACCAAGAUCGAGAAGUUACCGAAAAAUAUCCAAGAUUUCUUAGACGGAGCGGAGCAUGGCGUCGUCUACUGCAGCCUUGGUUCCAACGUACGAAGCAAGGAUCUUCCGUUGGAGAAGAUUCAGGCCCUCGUGGAGGCGUUCAGAGAGCUACCGCAGCGCGUUGUCUGGAAGUGGGAGAACGACUCCCUGCCUUCACAGCCGGAGAACGUGAUGGUCAGCAAGUGGCUGCCGCAGCAGUCCAUACUGGAUCACCCGAAAGUCCGCCUCUUCAUAUCGCAGGGAGGUCUCCAGAGUAUGAAUGAGGCGACGUACCACGCGGUUCCACUGCUGGUCAUUCCCUUCUUCGGUGAUCAGCCCCACACCGCGGCCAAGGUCGCCCAGGCGGAGAUCGGCGUCAGAUUACAGUUCAGGGACCUCACCAAGGACUCCCUGAUACGUUCUAUACGUACCGUCCUGGGGAAUACAAAAUACGCAGACAACAUGAAGCGACUGUCGGCCGUGUUCCGCGAGCACAGGGCGGACUCUCUGGAGCGGGCGGUGUGGUGGAUCGAGUACGUGAUCCGCCAUAAGGGAGCCCCUCAUCUGCGGAGCGCAGCCCUCGACCUGCACUGGUGGCAGCUGCUGCUGCUCGACGUCGUCGCCUUCCUGCUGGUGGGCGUCGCCCUCACACUCUGCGCCGUCUACUUCGUCACGCGGCGGGCAGUCUCCUUCUGCGUGGGCAACAAGCAGAAGCAGAAGAAACAGUGACGCACCCAUGAACUAUUCUAGACUCUUUUCCACCAACACUAUACGUUGAGAAACAUUUACAGAUUAGCGUCUCUCUGAAGUUUUUCUGUGAAAUAACAUCAGAGUUCAUAUCACAUUAUGUGCAGAGUGAAUCUGAUCAAAUGUCGUCCGUUCUUCGAGGAUAUCUUCCCAGUAGUUUGAUACUGGAGAUCCUGGUAUCAGUGACACGUUACAGAGUAGCUGCACUUCGUACGAUGUAUAACCCCAUUUUUCAAUGUAUAUGAAUUGCACUGAAAAUAUCUGCACACAUUGCAGUUGUCGACAGUAUGCACUGUUCGUCCUGUUAGGAAGUAAACUAGGUUCCAUUCACUUGCUCCUGACAGCAGUAACGCCCACUUUACUCUUUGUCCUCAAGCUUGCAUUCAGUACUGCUCGGUUCGGUCUCUGGUUUGUUUCUCCGGCAGUACUAGUUGUACGUUUUGGUACACAGCAGUGUGGAUAGGUUUAUAGCGACGAGUUGGUCGAUCUACAUAGCGUGCCCGGAUUCCCUGAAUGCAGUGCAACACCGCCGUGACGACUCCAUGCUGUCGCAGGGACAGCACCCGCGGUACUUUCGCAUCUGUACACAGGCAACUUAGACAAAGUGGGUAGUUCUGUAUGAAAAUAGACGAUAUUUAAGUAUUUUCCACUACUGUGACUUUGUUUUCACAAAAAAAAGGCAACUGGCAUAACAAACCGAAUAUUGUAUUAUAUUAUACUGUAUUAUUAUAUGUAUUAUAAUUAGAUUUUCAAGUUGAAACAGAACCACCAGAGUAGGGCGAAACUGGUCGCAGGAUUAUGAUUUGAAAUCUCAAGUUAAAUUGUACAGUCCCUAAUACUAAAUUUGUAUUGUAGCUUUGGAUGCAUUUGCUUGAGUUACUUAGAUUUUACGUGCUAAGGAAAUACGCAGUAACAAUAUGGAGUGCUUUGUACAAUAAAUUUGUCUUUUAUGGUUUAA